Macrosteles quadrilineatus (aster leafhopper) is the source of this 1131-nucleotide messenger RNA. Its product is annotated as persulfide dioxygenase ETHE1, mitochondrial-like. Gene Ontology annotation, molecular function: sulfur dioxygenase activity. The coding region runs from base 190 to 1059 and encodes 289 amino acids. The record is from RefSeq and is a predicted model, not a curated record. Gene Ontology annotation, biological process: glutathione metabolic process; hydrogen sulfide metabolic process. Lineage: Eukaryota; Metazoa; Arthropoda; Insecta; Hemiptera; Cicadellidae. The transcript has 6 exons.
UAGGUCUGCUGAAACAAAAUAACAGAUACAACAAUGCAAUGGUAAUAAUGUUGUUAUCUUUAUGGUUAACCUAACCUUUCUUGGUUUAUUGUAACGUAACAAAUCUUUGCUAUAGAGUCUAAAAGCUUUUAGGCCUACUAGCCUAGCUGAAAGUGUGAAUGUUCACCAGUGUAAAUUAUAGAGUAGGUAAUGAUCGGAAUAUCAAUACUGAGAUCCACUAUUCUUCAUUGCGCAAGAGGUGUUGGUACAAUCCAUGAUCUGAACAAGCCCAUUAUUAGUUCUCUUUUAUUAAAUCACUGUACAAUUAACUGUUAUUCAAGUUGUAAAUCAAAGAAAAUGAGUGCUGGAGAGCAAAUUUCGACCUCAUCGGACUUCUUUUUCAGACAGUUGUUUGACUCAGAGAGCAGUACCUAUACAUAUCUUUUGGCAGAUGUUAACUCUAAAAUAGCAGUGUUGAUAGACCCAGUCCUUGAGCAAGCAGAGAGAGAUGCACAACUGAUCAAAGAGCUUGGGUUCACUCUAAAAUAUGCUAUGAACACACACCUCCAUGCAGAUCAUAUAACAGGGUCUGGUAGACUGAAGCAGUUGUUGCCGGGCAGCCGCAGUCUGAUUGCUCGUAGCAGCUGUGCCGAGGCUGACGUACAUGUCACUCCCGAGGAUGUCAUACAGUUUGGAUGUCAUUCCCUCUCGGUCAGGUCCACUCCAGGACACACCAAUGGUUGUGUUAGUUACGUGAGUGAGAAACAGGGUCUGGUGUUCACGGGAGACGCAGUUCUCGUCCGAGGCUGCGGAAGAACUGACUUUCAGGAAGGUGACGCAGAAACUCUCUACAACUCAGUUCACACACAAAUAUUCACUUUGCCUGAUAACUUCAAGAUAUUUCCAGCUCACGACUACAAAGGGUUCACCUACUCGACCGUGUUGGAAGAGAAGACUUACAAUCCUCGACUGACUAAAUCCAAAGCUGAGUUCAUCAAACUGAUGAACAAUCUUAAUUUGCCAUAUCCUAGGAAAAUAGACGUAGCUGUUCCGGCCAACAAGAAGUGUGGUGUCCAAUAAACACGAGAGUUAGACAGAGCUUGAUUGUGAUUGAAGCUGGAAGUUUAUAACAUAAAAUUAUUUGUGAUUAGA